UGGGAAGGCGUGCUAGCCAAUGGGCGGGAGCGGGCGGUGACAGCGCAGUGACUGAGGCUGGCAGAGUGUGUUGUACUGCCGUGAGGGACUGGAGCUGCGAACGUCGGAAAGAUUUCUGUCGGCGGGACCGGAGAAAAGUGAAGCCAGGCGCCUCUCACAGUAGCUUGAAGAAUUCUUCAGACUGAGGAGUCUUUCUUUUGGUCCCCAGAUACCCUCAUGAACAGAAACACAUCAAGCCGGUGGUCUGCGGAAGCAGAAAGAAAGCAGAAAUAGGUCUUUUGGAUUUCAGCCUUGAGGUGCCGACACUGGAGAUGAGGACUUCAGAAGAGCAAGCAGCCACCACAGUUUUGCAGCGAUUGCUGCAGGAGCAGCUGCGUUACGGGAAUCCUAAUGAGAACCGCAACUUCUUGGCACUUCACCAACAAGCCACAGGGAACGUGCCUCCAUAUGGUAGUGGUCAAGGUUCCCAAAACGAGGGUCUGUCCUCACAAGACCCCCAGUUAGUUCCACAUGCAGCCCGCCAGGAGCCACAAGGGCAGGAGAUCCAGGUGGAGAAUCUGAUGGAAAAACAGAUACCACUGAGAGCUCAGAACAGUGAAGAUCUUCCUACUUAUGAAGAGGCUAAAGUGCAGUCUCAGUAUUUUAGAGGACAGCCUCACACAAGCGUUGGAGCUGCCUUUUAUGUAACUGGUUUAACAAAUCAGAAAAUGAGGACUGAAGGUCGCUCUACAGUUCAGAGAGUUAGUCCAGGAAAAGUCCAUCAGGAUGAUGGGCUGAAGGACCUCAAGCAUGGUCAUGUGCGGUCAUUAAGCGAGAGGCUUAUGCAGCUAUCCUUAGCCACCAGUGGCGUGAAAGCCCAUGCUCCUGUUACUAGCGCCCCUCUCUCCCCACAACCCGGGGACUUCUACAAGAAUUCUGGCUCCAAUGAUAUGUAUAAGAAUCCCUCUCAAAGUGGUGGACAGAAGGUAAUUGAGCACAGAGGCCCUCCCCCUGAUUAUCCCUUCAAAAACAUUUCAACUCUUCCAUUGCAAGGAAAAUCUAAAGAAGUGGGACAUCACUAUGGGGAACACAGAGGCAGCCUACUGAACCGUUCUGAUGGGCCUAUGGUCCGAUACCAGCCUCCUCCAGAAUAUGGUGCCUCCAGGCAGAAUCAGGAUGUCCAGCAACAGAUCCAGCACAGACCUUCACAUUAUCACAGUCCAACUUCCUCUCUCACCUCCUUGGGAUCUAUGAGCCUUUUGCAGUCACCACCCUCAACAAUCAUGUCCCCUUCCCAGCAACAACCACCAUCACCAAGCUAUGGGGACUUCUAUACAGUGCCUUCUCGGUCUAUUCACAUUCCUUUGGCCAAUCCGUUCCAGCAAGGGGAUGUGUAUCGCUCCACUCAGUUUCAAUUAGGGCAGCAGCAACAACAGAUGGACCCUGUAUUGUUGAGGCCUCCUUCGUUGCCUUCACCAUUUUCUCAGAUGCAAAACGACCCCUUUACUAUUGUUUCCCGGGCCCAAAAUAUGGUCAGCCUUUUAUCAGAGGAGAACCGAUCGUUAAGAAAAGAGCUGGAAGAUUGCUAUGAAAAAGUGUCUAGGUUUCAGAAGAUGGAAAUGGAAAUCCAGAGAAUCUCUGAAGCUUAUGAAAAUCUCGUGAAGUCCUCAUCCAAGAGAGAAAACUUGGAGAAAGCCAUGAGAACGAAACUAGAGGAGGAGAUUAGAAGGAUACAUGACUUUAAUAGAGACCUGAGAGAACGCAUGGACACUGCAAACAAACAGCUUGCAGCAAAGGAGUUUGAAGGCUCUGAAGACAACCGCAAAACAAUAUCUCAGUUGCUUGCACAAAACAAGGAGUUACAGAGGGAGAAGGAAAAACUGGAGAUUGAGAUUUCCUCUCUACGCUCAACUAAUGGGGACCAAAGAAGGCAUAUUGAAAUACGGGAUCAGGCUCUAAACAAUGCACAGGCCAAGGUGGUUAAACUAGAAGAAGAGCUGAAAAAGAAGCAAGUUUAUGUGGAUAAGGUGGAGAAAAUGCAGCAAGCCCUGGCUCAGCUUCAGGCUGCUUGUGAAAAGCGAGAACAGCUGGAGCACCGUCUAAGGACCAGGCUAGAGAGAGAGCUGGAGUCUCUUCGUAUGCAACAGCGACAGGGGAACUCUCAGUCCAGCAAUGUCUCUGAAUACAGCGCUGCCACUCUCAUGGAGCUACUGAGAGAGAAGGAGGAGCGGGUGCUGGCACUUGAAGCCGAUAUGACCAAGUGGGAGCAAAAGUACCUGGAGGAGAGUGUUAUGAGACAGUUUGCACUGGAUGCUGCUGCCACCGUGGCUGCUCAGAGAGACACUACAUCAAUCAGCCAUUCUCCAAGUGGGAGCUUUGACACUACUCUUGAGGAGCGGAUCCAAAAGGAGGAAGAAGAGAUUCUUUUGGCCAACAGACGCUGUGUAGAUAUGGAGGGAAGGAUAAAGACUCUACACGCCCAGAUCAUUGAAAAAGAUGCAAUGAUUAAAGUUCUUCAUCAGCGUUCCCGCAAGGACCCUAGCAAGACAGACCAAUCAUCUACCAUGCGUCCUUCCAAGUCACUUAUGUCCAUUUCCAAUGCAGGAUCUGGACUGCUGUCCCACUCCUCUGCACUGAGUAGCACUCCCAUUUUAGAAGAGAAGCGGGAAGAUAAGAGUUGGAAAGGCAGUUUGGGAGUACUACUUGGAACUGAAUAUCGAUCGGAAUCUGCAUCCUCCACUCCCUCCCCUAUUUUUCCCUCCACACCCCUUCUCUCUGGACACUCCAAGACCGGCAGCAAGGAUUGCUGUACCCAGACAGACAGAGGGGCUGAGCAAAACAAAUCUCCUUCAGUUACUGCUUCUCCUGGCCCAGGGAGGCUGGCUACUCCAAGCCCUAUGUACAACUCGGACAGAGCAGCGGAGACUGUUUUCCAGUCAAGCACCUUGGAUCGGAAGAACCCUCUCCCACCUCUGGGGCAGGAUCUCACGGAUGGGGAGUUGGUGGAAUAUCUCAUAUAAGCACAGAAUUUUUUUAAAUUGUAUUUUUCAGUUAUUUAUAGGAAGAGUGGCCCCAAGUUAUUUAUUUCCUUGGCAAAGGAAAUGAGUUUAUUUUCUAUUACAGCAAUCUUUCCUUUUCGUAUUUAAAAACCACAUUAUAUAUUUUGUACCAAAAAAGGGGGACUGAAUCUCUGCAGAACAUUGUCUUUUCCUGAUUGACACAUGAAGGGUUAACUUACAUGUCAUUUUCUCUAUGUGUAGCAUUACCUGCCAACAGAACUGCGCCAAACAAGAAUGCACUUCUCUCAUAAUGUGAUAUGAAGAAAAAUGUGGGUGGGUGUGAGUGGGCCCCACAAAAUGUUUUUCUGUUGUUUCCGCCACCUUUUGAUUAUUUACAGUGUCAAAAACGUGUUCAUCAGUAUUUUAGUAGAUAUGAUAGUCAGAAAAGGGUGAAGUGUUUCUGGGAUCUUCUAUAUUAGUAACAGCAAAGGGCUAAUACAACUGAAUCCUGUGAAUCCAAAAUGUGGAGCAAAAUACAUUUGUAUAUGUAACAGCUUUCAAACCUUGGCAGGAGCUGCCAGUAUUUGUAGCCUUAUUAUGCACAAGCCAAGCCAUUCAUCUGUUAUAAGCCAUCUAUGCUUCCUUUAGUAUCCUUCUGUAGUGGCACCAGUUUGAUGUGUAUAUCUCUACAUCUGAAGUAGUUUUACUGUGACCUGCCAUAAUAGAUACUACCAAA
Messenger RNA from Xenopus laevis (African clawed frog), 3714 nucleotides. It is a transcript of the gene amot.S, whose product is annotated as angiomotin S homeolog. Bases 312 to 2999 code for a protein of 895 amino acids. Lineage: Eukaryota; Metazoa; Chordata; Amphibia; Anura; Pipidae. The transcript is spliced from 13 exons. Gene Ontology annotation, biological process: regulation of cell migration; establishment of cell polarity involved in ameboidal cell migration; actin cytoskeleton organization. Gene Ontology annotation, cellular component: anchoring junction; bicellular tight junction; cytoplasmic vesicle. The record is from RefSeq and is a predicted model, not a curated record. Gene Ontology annotation, molecular function: signaling receptor activity.